Messenger RNA from Phacochoerus africanus (Common warthog), 2287 nucleotides. RefSeq names its product killer cell lectin like receptor K1 (gene KLRK1). The transcript has 8 exons. Gene Ontology annotation, molecular function: signaling receptor activity. The coding region runs from base 195 to 881 and encodes 228 amino acids. NCBI's taxonomy places the organism in Eukaryota, Metazoa, Chordata, Mammalia, Artiodactyla, Suidae. The record is from RefSeq and is a predicted model, not a curated record. Gene Ontology annotation, biological process: positive regulation of natural killer cell mediated cytotoxicity. Gene Ontology annotation, cellular component: external side of plasma membrane.
GAUUAGUAUAACAUUUGUCAUAUCUUUUUCAGGGAUGAAAAUGACUGGAUAUCUCUAGCAUCAACUCUAAAUCAAGAAUUCAGGACAUGCUUAAUUUUUAAGGAGGCUUUUAUCUAGAAGAAUCAGGAUCUUCCACCACUGAUCAGGAAUCCUUUGUAAAAAAAAUGAAGACUUUUAAUUCAUCUUUGUGGUAGAUGAACAGGCAUAAUUAUAAGAUGGGACUGGUCCGAGAUCGGUGGGCUCAUUCCAGCAUGGGUAUGUACUUACCACAUAAAGAGAUAAGUGAAUCGCAUAAUUGUGAUGUGAUAAACCGUGGUGCUUUUAAGUCGCGGCAGAAGAGAACGCAGACAUUAAUCACAAGCAAAUGUGGAGAAAACCCAUCUCCAUUUUUCCUUGCCCGAUCCAUCGCUAUAGCUAUGGGGAUCCGUUUCAUUGUAAUGGUAAUGAUAUACAGUGGCAUGAUCAUAAAUUUGUUAUUCAACCAAGAGGCUCCAAGUCCUUUGAAAGAAAGUUACUGUGGUCCAUGUCCUAAAAACUGGAUAUGCUAUCGAAAUAACUGCUACCAAUUUUCUAAUGAGAGCAAGACCUGGCUCCAGAGCCAAGCUUCUUGUAGAUCUCAAAAUUCCAGUCUUCUGAAGAUAUACAGCAGAGAAGACCAGGAUUUCUUCAAAUUGGUGAAGUCAUAUCAUUGGAUGGGAUUAGUACAAAUUCCAACAAACAGAUCCUGGCAGUGGGAAGAUGGUUCCAUCCUCUCACCUAACCAAAUAACAAUGGUUGAAAUGCAGAAUGGAAGCUGUGCAGUCUAUGGCUCAAGUUUUAAAGGUUAUACAGAAAACUGCUUAACUCUGAACACAUACAUCUGCAUGCAGAGGAUUGUCUAAAAGCUUGUAAUUUAUAAACUGGAAAGGAUUUAAAGACACAAAAGCCAUUUUCUGAGUGUUCACCUUGAAAACUUCCAGAAGAAAAUUCCAGCCAUAGUAAUUGAAUUAUUUUUUCAGGUAAAAUAUGUAUUUUUAAAAAUCCUUGCAGAGAAUAAAGAUGAAUAAUGAAAAGAACUUAUCUCCUACAACGUUUUGAUUUUUGAAAACAUUUAAGUGAUGAACAGAUUUAUUCUUAAAUUUAAUAAGCUAUGGAUAAUACCUGAUGCUGAGCUAAAUUUUAAACUAUAAUUUUAUUAAAUAUGCAAAAAGACUAGGCUUUUAGAUCUUUUCAAACUUGAAAGUUUUGAAAAUUAGAUAAAAUUAAAACUUGGUGAAGAGUAUAUAACAGUUCACUAAUUUGCUAUAUUUGAAAAUUUUCAAAACAAAAAAUUAUAUAAACACUCUCAAAAUUUCCAAAUAUCACUAUUAAUUUAAUAUAGCACGUGACAUGCUUUGUAGAAAUUGAGUUACUCCUUGCAAUAAGAUUAUGGCACUGAUUGCUACAAAGCAUAGAAAAUAGAACAUUGACUAUGAAGAGAACUUACAAGGCUUUGAGGAAAAAAAUGGCAUCUGAGUUGAACUUGCAAAAUGCCUAGAACUUGCCUGGGCAAAUCAUCUGGGUAACAGAAUAACUGCCAAAUGAAAUAAAACUUGCAAAUGUGCAGAAGUUGGAAGAGUCUGUGACUCUAGGGAAAGCCAGUUUUGUGGAAGCAGAAUAAUGGAGAAGAUGAGGACCAUAAAAAGUGGUGGACAGGGAAGCAGAGGCUAAGUUAUGCAGAGCUUCAAAUAGCCUAUUCAUAAUUUUGGGUUUUAUUCUAAGUGCAAUUGCCCUUUUUGUGUUUUUUAUGAAGGGCAUGAAGAAGUGGGUUGAAUAGCAUUUUAGGUGGAAAUUAGAAUAAAAUCACAUGUAAAAACCAUUCAUUUUCAUCAUAGUCAAUCAAGGGCUGAAGAAUGUGUUGGUCCAAAGCGGUUUUUAAAUCGUGUAAAUUUGUAGUAUGCACUCUGCCGAAUAAACAAAAGUUAACAUUUUGUCACAUUUGCUCUAAGGUUUUAUUAUUAAAUGCUUGUCUUAGAAAGUAUGCAAAAAAGCCCAUAUGUUUGCUUUGGAAAAAUAAAGUAAUAUUAAUUGGGCUAUGCUUCUGCUUCUAGAACUAAGGAAGAGAAGAUGCUAGGUCCACUGAAAGUAACAAAAAAAGUUUUAAAACAUUGUUGUAUAAAAUAUUAUGGCUUAGAGAAACAUUGUUAAACCAGUAAUGCUAAAAACUCUGUAGAAGCUCAGAAUUCAGUGAAAAUGGAAGUCCUAAAACAAAGGCAACCACAGAAAAUGGUUUUCAUUCUGAGGCUUUGUAAUAAACUUGGGGAAACUU